AUGCUCAGCCGUCUCUUCGCCCAUGCCACUCGAUGUGCCACUAGUCGACGCCACCUGACGACGUCACCGACGUCCGCGCUCUUUAAUCGUACCACUCUCCAGCGAUUCCGUGUGCACCGCACUGGCUCUCUGUCGUGUCUGACCGCUUUCAUCGCCUCGCGAUCGAGAACCGCCACGUUCACUCGACGCGCGAGUUCGUCGACGUCGAAACGUCCGAACACGUUAGUGACGACUUCUUCCACGGAAACGAAACCGUCGCACCUUGAGAGGCUGAAAGACCUGUGGCGCAAGUAUGGGGUCGUAGCGAUGGGGACGUACUUUAGUCUAUACGGAGCCGUACUGGGCUCGAUCUACCUGGCGAUUGACCAGGGAUGGGUCCACACUGCCACGGGCAGGAACUCGCGCGAACACGAGCAGCAGUCGGACUUUGAUUUGGUGUCCACGACCAACAAAUUUGUCAAAUGGGCAGAAGACGUAGGCAUUGCGCAGUAUUUGGAGGUAGAGCGCGUGAACGCCAAGACGGGCUCGUUUCUGCUAGCGUGGGUCGCGACAAAGUUUACCGAACCUCUUCGGUUGGCGCUAACGGUCGCUGCAACGCCGCGGAUCGCGCGCUUUCUUGGCCGGGCACCGAAGCUACCGCCGAAGACACCGGGAAAACUGGCGACGAUGAUGCAAAAACAGCCGACGUUGACGAAGGAGCAGCAGCCACCCAAAGCGUAG
Messenger RNA from Hyaloperonospora brassicae, 720 nucleotides. The record is from the annotation of a GenBank genome assembly. NCBI's taxonomy places the organism in Eukaryota, Oomycota, Peronosporomycetes, Peronosporales, Peronosporaceae.